UAGGGGAGAGAUUAUUUCAAGCGGAGAUUGAAAAGCUUGACCCAAAUGUUGGGCGGCUGCUCGGUCCGAAUGUCCUUCCGUCCCGAAUGCCAUUGUUCACCACCAACAAAAAUCGCCUCUAUGUCGCCUAUCUUGUACGGCACCGCAAGCGACCGGAAGACAUCAAAUUCCAUUCCUGUUUGCUACUAUCGCCCAAGAAUUCAAAGGACGUUACCGCAGAGGAAUCGUACCAAUAUCAUUCGCUGAACGUGAUAGAUCCGACGUCCAAGAAAGAAAUAUGGAAAUACGUGAUGCAAAGGGUGCAGAAUCGCCCCAUUCGCGUGCAAGGCGUCCAGCUAGUUGGGAAAUUGGACAAGAGGCUCAGCGGUGACACGCUAGACAAGAUAUUGCGCCAGGUUACCGUCGUACAGGAUGAUUCCAGCUGGGUAUGCCACAACUGGGUAUUAGACGCUGUCAAGUAUCUAGUUGACAGAGGCUUAGUGGAACCCUUCGAAGAGGAUUUCUCCAUUCACAAAGCUUGGACAGCCGGGUUCGAUUUCGCAGAAAAGGCCGGCUACGACGCGGAGCGGCUCUUGCCUGCAUGCGACCGCGAAGGACGGAAAAUCGUGUCAGAGAUUGGGCGACUUCCAUGCUGAUGGUCGCGUCCUUGUUCCGCUCCGGCGUUAGUCGCCGUCGUGAGCGAGGACCGGGACCCU
Messenger RNA from Desarmillaria tabescens, 695 nucleotides. RefSeq lists its product as uncharacterized. The coding region runs from base 87 to 635 and encodes 182 amino acids. The record is from RefSeq and is a predicted model, not a curated record. Lineage: Eukaryota; Fungi; Basidiomycota; Agaricomycetes; Agaricales; Physalacriaceae. The transcript has 2 exons.